Messenger RNA from Crotalus tigris (Tiger rattlesnake), 2213 nucleotides. Its product is annotated as olfactory receptor 4M1-like. The record is from RefSeq and is a predicted model, not a curated record. NCBI's taxonomy places the organism in Eukaryota, Metazoa, Chordata, Lepidosauria, Squamata, Viperidae. Gene Ontology annotation, cellular component: membrane. Gene Ontology annotation, molecular function: olfactory receptor activity; G protein-coupled receptor activity. The coding region runs from base 659 to 1699 and encodes 346 amino acids. The transcript has 2 exons. Gene Ontology annotation, biological process: G protein-coupled receptor signaling pathway.
CCGAUCCCAGAUCCUUAUGCUAUUAUGUAGUUGCAUUUUGUAGGUCAAUCUAUAUGUUCUUGAGAAGAUGAUCCUCCCACAGCAGGAUGUCCUUUGUUGGUAGAAAGGAAUUGCUUCUUCUCUUCAACUCUGUUGCUGAAAAAAAGCACUGCAUGUGCAUGGCAAGAAAAACGAAUCUUGUGAGUUUACCAGAUGGAUGGCACAGGAAACAAAGCUAUUACAGAAUCGGGUUGUCCUGCUAAUUACCUUAAUCUAUGAGGGAAUUACAUACAUUUAAAUCAGAAGGUCACAGAAUUGCAAAUAUAAUGAGACCUCUAAAUAUAAUGGGGGGAAAUUAUCACAAUUCCAUCCUGUCCUCAAGGUUUAACACAAUGUUUAAAAACUGAACUGCUUACUAUGUACUAGAAUACUGUCCUUUUCACUUUUUUCUUUCCCUCCUUUUCCAUUGUUUCUAUUUGUUUUUGUUUUCUAUUUUUUUUUCUUCCUUUAUUUCAGUAAAUGUUUCCCAUCUCCUAAUGGGUCUACCUUUCAUAAAGUAGUGGAAGGUAAAAUUAAUGGAGACGUAUGUGAAUAAUUCUGUCUUAGUUUGCAUCAGUUCUUUGUCUUAAUUCAGUUGAUCGGUUUCUUAUUUCCCACUCUUUUUCCCACCAUUUCUUCAAUGUUGCCUGUUCCAUUUUCCUUUUGUUUCCCAAAAAUGAAGACUGGAACAAGAGUUGCUGAAUCUGUAAUGGUAGAGUCACCUUCUGCCCCAUUUCACCCACCAUCUAUGGAAGUGAGAAACAGCUCUGACGUGACUGAGUUCAUACUGAUGGGUCUGUCCCACGAACGUGGCAUCCAACUCUUUCUCUUUGCUCUAUUCCUCAUGUUUUAUCUCAUUGUCUUACCAAGCAAUGUGCUGAUUAUUAUUACCAUCCGAGGAGAUGCACAUCUCAACUGCCCGAUGUAUUUUCUAUUAGCCAACCUGGCUUUUUUAGAUAUCUGGUAUUCUUCCAUCACUGCACCCAAGAUGUUGGUUGACUUCUUUGCCGAGCGCAAGGUCAUUUCUUUCGGGGGCUGCAUAGCUCAACUUUUCUUCCUCCAUUUUGUGGGGGCCGCAGAGAUGUUUCUACUCACCGUCAUGGCCUAUGAUCGCUAUGUUGCCAUCUGCAAGCCUUUGUAUUACUCAGUCCAGAUGAGCCGGCGGCUUUGCGUCGUAUUAGUGGUGGCUUCCUGGGUGGGAGGUUUUAUCCAUUCCCUCAUCCAGGUGGUGCUGAUUAUCCGCCUCCCGUUCUGUGGGCCCAAUGAACUGGACAAUUAUUUCUGUGACAUCACCCAAGUGCUGAGAAUCACCUGUACUGAUACCUUCAGGGAGGAGAUGGUCAUGAUCUUCAGCAGUGGCCUGAUUUCCGUGGUCUGCUUUGUGGCACUCUUGGUUUCCUACGCCUUCUUGCUCACCGUGCUAAAGAAGAAUGUGGGUGAAUCAGCUAGUAAGGCUCUCUCUACCUGUUAUUCUCACAUCACCAUUGUCAUUUUCAUGUUUGGUCCCGCCAUCUACAUCUAUGCGCGUCCUUUUGAUGAAUAUGCACCCGAUAAAGUGGUCUCUGUCUUCCAUACCAUCAUAUUUCCCCUCUUAAACCCCAUUAUUUAUACCCUCCGGAACAAGGAAAUAACUACAGCCAUGAAAAAGAUGGUUCUUCAGUAUCUCUUCUGCAGGAAAUAAGUAGGAUGAUGUAUUGACCCAUUCUGUGGAUUUAUAAAUUGCAUUCCUGUUUACCAGGCUGAUAAUAAGCUAAGUGAGUUUUGCCCCAUUUUACAAUCUUUCUUGCCACAUUUGUUAAGUGACCCACUGCAGUUGUUAAGUUGGUAACACAGUUGUUAACUGAAUCUGGCUUCCACAUUGACUUUGCUUGUCAGAAUUUUACAAAAAGUGUGUUAUGGCUUCCCUGCAUGCCAGCUCAGUUGACAAGGAAAGCCAGCUCUGGGGAAGCCAUUACAAGGUGAUCACAUGACCCCCAGGACACUGCAGUUGUCAUCAAUACGAGCCAGUUGCCAAGCAUCCAAAUGUUGAUCACAUGAACUUGGGGAUGCCACGAUGUCUGUAAUGUGAAAACUGGUCAUAAGUCACAUUUUUCAGUGAUGUAACUUCAAAUAGCCACUAAGCAAAUGAUUGUAAGUCUUGUAGAUCUCUUGAAAUGUGAUUUCUUUUGUGAGAUGAAAUAAAAUGCUUGAUGGGC